UUUCGGUGUCUCCAGUUUUAUGCACUGCCAAUAGCAAGGUCGAAGUUAUUUUGUCUUCGUUCAUGUUUUAGAACGUAGUUUGUGUCAAUUUAGAAACGGUUGUGAAAGGUAAAAUCUGUGUUUUUGUUUCCGGAAGAAGACUUAUUACAUGUGUGGUUUAGUUACGUACAAAACGUGGUGUUGGAUUUCGGUUGAUUUUUCGUUCAGUUUCUCCUAUACGAAUAAGGGUGCCCAUACACGGUGGGGUUAGUACUUUAGCUAUUGUUGAGUUCCUUCUUUGUUUUUAACCGGCCAAUGAUCAGCAGCAAUGAUGUUCAACGGUGGCUGUGAAAUCCUACAACCCACCUCUAUACAGACCAUAGAGAACAACACAAGAGCGAAACAUGACGCCUACGUGAAAAUCAUAGAACAGCCAGCGCCAAAAGCACUACGAUUUCGUUAUCUAUGUGAGGGUAGAUCAGCCGGUUCUAUUCCUGGUAUAUCCAGUACACCUGAAAACAAGACUUUCCCGGCUAUCCAAGUGGUAGGAUAUCAAGGCAGAGCAGUUGUGGUAGUCUCUUGUGUCACAAAAGAUCAACCUUAUAGGCCACACCCCCACAACUUAGUUGGAAGAGAAGGAUGUAAACGAGGAGUAUGCACACUGGAAAUACCGACUGAGACGAUGUCCAUCCAGUUCUGUAAUUUAGGAAUACAAUGCGUUAAAAAGAAGGAAAUCGAAACAGCCUUACGUCUCAGGGAAGAAAUUAGGGUGGACCCCUUCAGAACCGGCUUCAACCACAGAAACCAACCAACCUCCAUCGACCUCAACUCUGUGAGGUUAUGUUUCCAGGUUUUUCUGGAGGGUGAGAAGAAAGGCAAGUUUACGGUACCACUUCCUCCGGUGGUCAGUGAGCCAGUUUACGACAAAAAGACAGCCUCCGAUCUGGUCAUUGUCAAGUUGUCGCACUGUGUAAGUGCCGCAGAUGGAGACAGACCAGAGAUUAUAAUGCUCUGUGAGAAGAUCACAAAAGAAGACAUACAGAUCAGGUUUUACGAAGAACGGGAUGGCAUGUUGAUAUGGGAGGAUUUCGGAGAGUUUCAACCGGCCCAGGUGCACAAGCAGGUUGCGAUCUGUUUCAAACCUCCCAGAUAUCACAAUUCGGAAAUCAGCGACCCCACGAAAGUUUUCAUACAGUUGAGGAGGCCGUCGGAUGGCGCCACCAGCGAACCAAUCCCCUUUCAAUUCCUACCGAUACUACCUGUGAUAGACAAGAAGAGGAAACGCGCAAAAUUGGACAGUCUGUUGAAUCUAACCAACGAGAUGGCGCUGGGGGGCAACUCACCGUUCCUGAACAUAAAGAUGGAGCCUAGAGAAUGCAGUUUCCCUUGGACACAAGGCACGGUCAACUUGAUGCCUAUGAACGCGAAUGUGCCCAGUUUGCCGACGGCCGGAGCCCUGCCUCCGAUGUCCUGGAACCUCCCGUACAGCCCGAACAUACAGGGUGCUCAAAUCAGUCAGCCGACUCCAACGAACCUCAUGGAUAGCGGUGCUUUGAGGAGUCUUCUGGACCUGGACUCUCACACCGAAUUCAAGCAGAUUAGCUUGAAUUCUGGGGAGCUGGGGCCCUAUGAACCAACCCUGGACGUGACCAAUCUCUCCGAUACCCUCAAUACCAACCUGUCUUUGACCGACAUUCAGGUGGGAGACGAUCAGAACAUGACGGAUAGUUUGACAAGGCUUGCCAACAAUACGAUAGAUAGAAUAUGUCAGGGAACGAACAAUUUCAAGUAGUAUUUUGUCACAUACAAAUUCGAAUAGUUGGCUGUGUGUGUUUACAAUCCAAGCGUCAAUGUGGCGGACAGGACUUUUGAACUACUCGACGCGAUUCUGUGAAUAUUUUUCUAUGCAUCUCGACAAUUGCUCAUUCAAGUAGGGAAGUUCGACCGAGGACUUUAUGAUUUAUUUUGUGAUUUUCAACAAGUGCACUGUUGAUAUUUCAAUUAAUUCGACUAGUAUGGAUAAUUUAUUUGAUUCAUACGAUUUCAUAGCGAUGUAUUCAAUUGAGAAUGGGGUUCGUUAGAAUUUUAUUCUAGCUUCACAGGAACUUACUUUGUAAAGAAUAAUAAUCUAUAAAUCACAAAGUUUGCCCCCAAAUUUCAUUCAAAAGAUUUAGAUAAAAAUCUCUGUGAAUUAAGUAGUCCUUUUAUUGCUUUGUUCGAUACUGAGAAUAGUAAAAAAAAAUUCUAACGAGUUCCGGGAUCAAACGAAUAACUUCCAAAUUUUAAUUCCUUAUGGAAACAAUCAUGCUUUUUGAGUGUUUGGAUCGAACAAUUGUAAAUAGUGAUUUUAAUUCGAUUAUACCUACAUGAAUCCAAAGAUCUCCCGAUUCAAACUGAAAAAAAUAUGUUGCAAUGUAUUUUUUCAUUGAUACAGAAAAUUUUCAUCGAUUUAUUAGCAGAGGCAGAAGAUAAAGUGUUGCUGCAGAUAAAACUCAUCGAAAUGAUUUUAACAACUGGAUGGAAAUCGUACCAACAGUUCAGAAGCUGCAUAAGAUUAUCUGUUCGGCUCAUCGAAGAGAUAGGAGUUCCAAAUUUACUUUCAGUCGGGAACUUUCAGGAAAGAUGAUAAAAUGUAAGAUUUUCUAGUGAUUUGUUAGCCAUUCUCUAAUCAACGAACAACAGAGCUGAACGGAAACAGUUUUUCUGAACUGGGUAGUCGUAAAUGUAAGAAAUUAAUUGUACAUUCAGUUCAGCUGAAUUCU
Harmonia axyridis is the source of this 2741-nucleotide messenger RNA. RefSeq names its product embryonic polarity protein dorsal-like. The transcript is spliced from 6 exons. Gene Ontology annotation, biological process: inflammatory response; innate immune response; regulation of DNA-templated transcription. The record is from RefSeq and is a predicted model, not a curated record. Gene Ontology annotation, molecular function: DNA-binding transcription factor activity; DNA binding. Gene Ontology annotation, cellular component: cytoplasm. NCBI's taxonomy places the organism in Eukaryota, Metazoa, Arthropoda, Insecta, Coleoptera, Coccinellidae. The coding region runs from base 308 to 1771 and encodes 487 amino acids.